UCGACCCCCUCUUAGCCCCAUGCCACCCCCGGGGGCCUGGGCAGCAGCAGCUGCUUGCAGAAGUCGAGGUCCGCAGAGCCGGGGAGCCGAGGACCCUGUGGUUCCCUACACCCCCAGGAGGCUGAGGCAGUGCCCGCCCAGCCCAGAGCCGGAGGGGGCCUCCACGCCCAGUGCCCCGGCUCCACUCUGCCUGUCCCCCGGCACCUCUGAGUCCAUCCUGCCGCACCUGAGCAGUCCACGCCGGGAGACCCACGUGCCCAGGACCGUGCGCAGCCACCUGUGGGGUCACAAGGGCCCGGUCAAUGGCAUCCAGUGGUGCCCAGUGCCUGCCAGCAGCCAGCUGCUCCUGUCGGCCUCCAUGGACAAGACCUUCAAGGUGUGGGACGCCGUGGACUCCGGGCGAUGCCUGCAGACCUACAACCUGCACAGCGAGGCAGUGCGGGCUGCCCGAUGGUCUCCCUGCGGCCGGCGCGUCCUCAGUGGUGGCUUUGACUUCGCCUUGCACCUGACAGACCUUGAAACAGGAACCCAGCUGUUCAGUGGUCGAAGUGAAUUCAGAAUCACUACCUUGAAAUUUUAUCCGAAAGACCACAACAUUUUUUUAUGUGGCGGUUUCAGCUCCGAAAUCAAGGCUUGGGACAUCAGGACCGGCAAGGUGGUGAGAGGCUACAAGGCGACCAUCCAGCAGACCCUGGACAUCCUCUUCCUGCAGGAGGGCUCCGAGUUCCUGAGCAGCACUGACGCUUCCACCCGGGACUCUGCAGAUCGCACCAUUAUUGCCUGGGACUUCCGGACCUCUGCCAAAAUCUCCAACCAGAUUUUCCAUGAGAGGUAUACCUGCCCCAGCCUCACCCUGCACCCACGGGAGCCUGUGUUCCUUGCGCAGACCAACGGCAACUACCUGGCCCUCUUCUCUGCCGUGUGGCCCUACCGGAUGAGCAGACGGCGGCGCUACGAAGGGCACAAGGUGGAAGGCUAUGCCGUGGGCUGUGAGUGCUCCCCCUGUGGUGACCUGCUGGUGACAGGCAGCGCCGACGGCCGGGUCCUGAUGUUCAGUUUCCGCACCGCCAGCCGGGCAUGCACACUGCAGGGACACAUGCAGGCCUGCGUGGGCACCACCUACCACCCUGUGCUGCCCUCUGUCCUUGGCACCUGCUCCUGGGGAGGUGACAUCAAGAUCUGGCACUGAUGGCUGGCAUGUCCUGGCUUGGCUAGGAGGGAGCGCAAGUUGGCACCACAGAGAACUUCGUGUCAGACCUGGGCAUAGGCUGCCUCAGUUUCCUCAUCUGUAAACGGGACAGGAGCGUGUUUGUCUCAGGGUUUUGAGGGUCAUGUGAAUGAAAACACCUGCCAGGAGGCUGUGUGGCCCAGCAAA
Molecule: messenger RNA, 1375 nt
Organism: Fukomys damarensis (Damara mole-rat)
Lineage: Eukaryota; Metazoa; Chordata; Mammalia; Rodentia; Bathyergidae
Gene: Wdr25
Product: WD repeat domain 25
Exons: 7
Coding region: 20-1189 (389 amino acids)
Molecular function (GO): protein binding
Source: RefSeq, a predicted model, not a curated record